Molecule: messenger RNA, 465 nt
Organism: Rhodamnia argentea
Lineage: Eukaryota; Viridiplantae; Streptophyta; Magnoliopsida; Myrtales; Myrtaceae
Product: stellacyanin-like
Exons: 2
Coding region: 1-465 (154 amino acids)
Cellular component (GO): plasma membrane
Molecular function (GO): electron transfer activity
Source: RefSeq, a predicted model, not a curated record
AUGACUCUGGCUUUGGUCGUUUUGGCCUUUACCGAGUGCGAGGCGGUGACGUACUACACCGUCGGAGACGGCAGAGGAUGGACUACUCCGCCCAACAUCACCGCAGGUUUUUACGAUGAUUCGGCCGCCAAUAAAUCCAUCGAGGCCGGCAAUGUUCUCCGUUUCGAAUUUAAUGGAACACAUAGUUUUGCUGCCGUAUCGAAAAAAGAAUACGACAAUUGUGCCAAGGUUUCUCCGAUUUAUAAAGCGUCCACUGGCUGGAGCGGCGGAUACAAGCUCUCAAGAGGCGCCGGAAUGUACUUCUUUAUCUGCACCAUCGACUCCCACUGCGAGGCCGGCCAAAAGAUGGCCGUUAACGUUACUGCCACCACCUCCGCCAGCUUCGCGACGUGGUCGCCGCCGUCAACUCUCGGUGCCCUCUCAACGGCCGUCUGCGCUUUCACCUUGUUUCUGCGUGGUCACUAG